AAGUCUUGAUUGUACAUUGAGGAAAAUUUUACUCGAAUUGUUUCUUUAACAUAUGUUGAACGCCUUGGUGCAGUUGUUUGAUUCUAGCACUUGAAUAUGCCGCCCAAAGGUAAGCAAGGCACUAAAGGACUGAAACAGAUUGAAGAAGAAAAUGCAUCAACCUUAAAGUUCUACUUAUACAUCAUUUUAGGUGUUAAUGUAACCUACUUUAUUUUGCAGUGUUUUCUAUUCUGGGAUAGUUUUACAGGUGGUAUUAUAACUUUGUCUGUGUUCGCAGUUGCCUUAAACUUUGGUUGUUAUCAAUUUAUGUCACACAUGGCAGGCAGUAAAAUAGAUCUUAACAUGAGUGAAGGAAUGUCCGAACAUGCUAAAGAUAUUCUUUUAUACACAUGUAUCGUCCAAAGUUUGAGCAUUAUAUCAAACUAUUUUUGGCUGAUAUGGUUGGUGAUUCCAGGGAGAGCAUUUUAUUUAUUAUGGGUCAACAUACUAGGACCAUGGUUUUUUGCUCCAGCUCCAGAACAAGAUGAAAAGAAACAGAAAAAGUUGGAAAGAAAAAUGAAAAGACAUUGAUAUUUUAGGAUUUUAGGAUUUUUUUAAAUUAACAAUUUUAACAUUUAUUUGCCUAUUUCAUCAUCAUUUAUAUAAAUAGAAUUUAAAUGAUUUAAUUAUUCAGGAAUUUCUACCAUAAUUGAUCACUUAAUUGCUAAAAAGACCAGCAUGUUAGUUCAACAUAUGACUUCUUCUCCAAACACCUAAAAGCAUAUGAUAAGUAAGUUAUAGGAGAAUGUUCUUUUGCAUCAAUAUUGAUGUCCAAAAUUCUUAAUUCUCUUUUCUAUGACCACAAUUCUCAAAUGACCGAAUUAUAACAGAUAUUACCACCUUUUUCAAAUAUUUUAAGGUAUUAUGACAAUUUUGAACUAUUCUUACAUAUUGGCUCAAAUUUCAAAUAAUUUUGAAUAUCAUGACAAUUUUCAAAUGUUUUUGAAUAUCACUACAAUUUUCAAAUAUUUUUGAACAUUAUUGCAUGCAACUUUCAAAUAUUUUUUAAUAUUUUCAUCAUUUUCAAAUAUUUUUUAAUAUUUUCAUCAUUUUCAAAUAUUUUUUUGAAUAUAACAAUAAUUUUAUUCAGUAUACAUAACAUAGACAUACAUUGAUGUUAACAUUUAAACUAUGCAAUUCAUAUAUUCACUAGUUUUUGAAAAGAUAGAUUUGGAAAUUGUAAAAAAAAAUCCUGUUUUAAUUUUUUCAUCUAUUUAAUUAUUUUGUCCUAAAAGAUGCAUUUGAUAGCUUUGAGCUAUACUUAUUGAUACAUUAUAUUAUAUGGAUAAAUGUUGGCAUACAUCUUCUACAUUUAAUUUUGAUCAUUUUAUACAAAUAUUUUGUUUGGGGAUGUAUUUUACAAAAAUAUUAUAUAGAAUUCUUAAAAUAACAUGCAAAUGGUUUACCAUGUUUACCAGACGCUGCCAGGAUAGGAAAACUCUUGUAAAAUUAAAAAAAAAAAAUUGUGUGUGUGUGUGUAUGAUUCAUAAUUCUUAAAAUAAUUAUCUUUGAUGUAAAAUACAUGUACUCAAUAUAACUAGUUCCUAAGCAAUGUACAGAGCUUAAUUUGUGAACAUAAGAUAUUAGUUUAUUUAGAUUUUCAUAUUUGAAAAAACAGAGUUACUCCCCUUUAAUAAGAUUUAUUUUAAUUUUUAAAGGAUUUGUGUUAACAUUUCAAUUUACUUAUAUUUGAAGCUAUCAACUUAUAUUGUGACAUUUUUUUUAUUCAUUGGCAAUAAUAAGAUUAAAAAACAAUAUGGUCUAUCACAAAUUUGCUUUUCUUUUGUCUUUAAUGAGUUUUAUAAAGACAAUAAUUAAUUUUUGAUAUUUUUUUUCCUUCUCCAUAUGACGCAAUUGUAUAUUGGGGUAUACUAGAGUAUACUCGGGUAAUAAAUAUUUGCAUGAUUUUCAACUGAGAAUCAAUUAAUGUACACCAAAAUAUCAUGAGACAGCCUUAAAGCUUGAAGUCUGACUAGUCAGUCUUCAAAAUAUCUAAUUAUUAAUGUAUCUUUCAGAUGCAAAUUUAAAUUAUUGUUUACGUUAAACAUAUAUUUCAACACACAAGAAAAUCCGUUUAACUGGGGUAUCAUUGUGAACAUUUGCCUACAAUAGUUUUUACAAAUCAUGACUUUAUUUAAUUAAUUGUAGCUAAUUAUUAUUUUGUAUUUAUUAUGAUGUUUGUAAAAAGUAUUAGGAAUCUACAAAAACACAUAAUCUAUUAUUAUAUACAGAGUGAUUGAAACUGUUAAUAGCAAUAACAAGAGGGUACCCAAAUUGCAACUAUUAUUUAAGAAACAGACAAAUGUUUCCAUUCUGUGUUUAUUUUGUCGAUAUUAUCUUAUUUAUUAUAUAAAUCCUCAAAAUCAGUUUUUAAUCUAUACUGAAUAAUAGAAAAAGGAGUUUGAAACGACCUCCAAAUGACCCAAGAUUCUGUUAUAAGGAGUAACUAAAUGGCAUGCUUGCUUAACUUUACUUCAGUAAAAAUUGAUAACUGAUGUUUUGUGUUAUUUAUCGACAUUUGUAGAUCAAUUUGACAAUAGUCUAUUCUUACUUAUGUAUUUAGUAAGAAAUGGAUUUCUGUGGCCUAUUUUAAUUUUAAAAGUUGACAUUUUGUUGAUGUUGCAUGUAACAUUUCCGUCAAUUCUACAUUUUUUCACUGGAUACUUUGUUUUUUGAUAUAUUAUGUAACGGUUUUGUGUCUAUUUAAGUAUAUUCAGCAAUGUUGUAAGACAUACAAAAUGGCAAAUAAUAAGAAUAUGAGCUGUUUAGUCUCGGAGAAAAACUAUAAGAUUGACGCUGCUUUUUUUGCAAAAUGGGUGCAUAUUGGGUAAUUGUUGCAAUUUAGGCACUGUGACAUAACAUAUCAUUGGUUUCCUUCAAUUUCUCCUUAAUUUUAUUUCAUCUUCAGAUCCUCAUUGAUUUUCAAACCAAGUCUAUUUACUUCUAAAUAAUUUCAAAUGAAUAAUCUAGUCCUUAUCAUUUUUCAUCAGAUUUUCUUGUGUAAUAAAAUUUCCAUCAGGAGAACUGGAGUGAAUGUAUGGUUAGAACAGAUACAUCAUUAUCUCAUUUAAUGAAAUUAAUAUUAUAUAUUGUAAUUGUAUGUAAGCAUUAUGAUUAUGUCCAUUUAAGUUGAAAUCGAUUCAAAUAAAACAUUCAAGGAAA
This is a messenger RNA of Mytilus californianus (California mussel), 3201 nucleotides long. Its product is annotated as transmembrane protein 208-like. Gene Ontology annotation, cellular component: intracellular membrane-bounded organelle. The record is from RefSeq and is a predicted model, not a curated record. The coding region runs from base 97 to 570 and encodes 157 amino acids. NCBI's taxonomy places the organism in Eukaryota, Metazoa, Mollusca, Bivalvia, Mytilida, Mytilidae. Gene Ontology annotation, biological process: vacuolar protein processing. The transcript is spliced from 6 exons.